AUGAGCGCGCCUCAAAAGGACACUCGCAAUGCUCUCAUCGCUACCAUGGUUCCUGCCGGAGCUGCCGUCACGGCCUUUGCCAUGUUUGCUAGAGAUAAGGAUGUGGUGGACUGGUGGACCAACGUGAAGAAACCCAGUUGGGCUCCUAAAGAUGUGCGUUUGUAUUCUGUAAUGGAUAUUCUCGCUCUUGCACCUCUUGGGUAUGCCUCUUACCUAGUCUACAAGAAUGGUGGAGUUACUGACAAUCGUCUACCUACUGUUCAAGGUUUCGACUAUACAGAUACCCGCUUUGCAUUGGGAUUGUACGGGGUUAACAUGGCGCUCGCUUUGGCUACUAUCCCAUUUGUCAAGAAGAAGUGCCUGGGAUGUGUAAGUCAAUGCUAAGA
Molecule: messenger RNA, 386 nt
Organism: Strongylus vulgaris
Lineage: Eukaryota; Metazoa; Nematoda; Chromadorea; Rhabditida; Strongylidae
Source: the annotation of a GenBank genome assembly